Molecule: messenger RNA, 5399 nt
Organism: Python bivittatus (Burmese python)
Lineage: Eukaryota; Metazoa; Chordata; Lepidosauria; Squamata; Pythonidae
Gene: ZDHHC20
Product: zDHHC palmitoyltransferase 20
Molecular function (GO): palmitoyltransferase activity
Source: RefSeq, a predicted model, not a curated record
GCGGGAAAGCGGCGGCGAGCGCGGCUGCGGCACCGAUGGCUCCUGCCGGCGGCAGCGGCGCCUCCGCGGCGGGGAAGAUGGCGCCGUCGCACGUCCUCAAGUGCUGCCAGAGGGUGCUGGCGUGGGUGCCCGUGGCCUUCAUCGCCUUGGUCGUGGCCUGGUCCUACUACGCCUACGUGGUGGAGCUCUGUGUGUUUACAAUUACCUCAGCUGGAGAAAAAGUUGUCUACCUUGUGAUUUUUCAUCUGUCGUUUGUAAUGUUUGCGUGGUCCUAUUGGAAGACUAUUUUUACAUUUCCUGCCUCCCCUUCCAAUGAGUUUUGCUUAUCAAAAACCGAUAAGGAGCAAUAUGAAAAAGAAGAGAGGCCAGAAUCUCAGCAGGAAAUUCUAAGAAGAGCUGCUAAAGAUCUGCCUGUCUAUACUACAACAACAUCAAGAGCUAUUAGGUACUGUGAUAGAUGCCAGCUAAUCAAACCUGAUCGAUGUCAUCACUGUUCUGCCUGUGACCUAUGUGUACUGAAAAUGGAUCAUCAUUGUCCUUGGGUGAAUAACUGCGUGGGAUUUUCCAACUACAAGUUUUUUCUCCUCUUUUUAUUUUAUUCCCUCCUGUAUUGUCUAUUUGUUGCUGCUACGGUCCUGCAAUAUUUCAUAAAGUUUUGGACAAACGAACUACCAGACACCCGUGCAAAAUUCCAUGUUCUUUUCCUUUUCUUUGUGGCUGCCAUGUUCUUCAUCAGCAUACUGUCAUUGUUUAGUUACCACUGCUGGCUAGUUGGUAAAAACAGAUCAACAAUAGAAGCUUUCCGGGCACCGAUGUUUCGAAAUGGGCCUGACAAAAAUGGCUUCUCUCUUGGAUGUCAAAAAAACUUAAGAGAGGUUUUUGGAGAUGAAAAAAAAUACUGGUUGCUCCCCAUUUUUACAAGCUUAGGAGAUGGUUGCAACUUUCCAACACGCCUGGUGAUUAUGGAUCCUGAGCAGCUCACUGUCUCAAGUCAGAAUGAAACUGUUAAAAGCUCUUCUACUAGUCAGCCAUUUCCUACUAGGCCACUCAGUGAAUCUCAAAAUCGAUUACUUGCCGGUGAAAACCAGUGGGUGGAGGUCAGUUCAGAAGAUGAAAUUGUUAAAUCAGGUGUAAAAAAACAUAUUAUAGUUUCAUUGGAGAGCUGAUCUUAUUUCAAUGUCAGUUCCUUUCAGAGAAGGGGAAAUGAUAGAUUUCUACAAUACAUUUGUGCUUGGAUAUUAAUUUUUUAAGAAAGACACCGAUAAAUCAAUGGAACAGUUCCGGCAUGUUAACAAGAUAUGGAAAGUGAGAUCCUUGAUGGUAUCCAGUGGAUGUUUAUAAGCACCUGCAGUGCAGAAAGUCUGAUGCCUUAAGAUUCUUGAUGUGCAUUUUUGCAACAUGGACAUAAGCUAUUACAAGGGCCAAAUUCUGAAAUGCCCUGCAAGGGUCCGCAAGACUCAAAAGUGCAGAAACUAUGCAUUCCAGCUGCAGUGUGGUAGAAGGGGCUGAUUCUGCAAACUUCAUGUGUGAGGCAAUGCCAUGCUGCUGUCAUGUAGAAAUUACUUUCAUAACAGUUCUGCAGGAGAAAAGUGGGGUGGGAUGGAGUAGUACAUAUACUUUACCAUAGCAUUUCACCAUUGAAACUCCACAGUACAGUUAUAUGUGGUUCAAAGUUCAUCUGGUGGACUACUGGCAUCAUGUAUUUUAGUUGUUUUUCCAUUACCAUUAUGAGAUAACCAGUAGUACUGGUAGGUGUUACGAAGCAGACAGUUCAAAACUAUGACUUCUUAACUUUCUCUAAUAAUAGUUCUUUUUUUUUCAGACUUGCUUUGUUGCAAUACAGUAUUAUUGCAAUACAGUAUUGGAGAAGCAAGGUUUCUUCUCAGCUCACUAGCAAUUUGAUGCACUAGUCGAGAUAAUUAGUUUUCUGAGCUAUUUUGUCAUUAUUUUUAAGAGAACCAGUAUUUUAAUUUCUUGGAAAUGUGACUGGUCUAGGCCACACCAGGAAUGUAAUUCAUUUAAAUGAUGUUCUCCCCUCCCUUUUAGAAUAUUUAAUAAUAGUGAAUAUUACUUCCAAGCAUUUCUGGUUAGUAAGCCCAAUAUACAUAUCCUUUCUGAAGUCUGCUGGUUACUCAGACCGUGAACAGAAAUCAUUCCUUCCUUUUUUCCUUCUGUUCUUGCUUCCUUCAGUAGAAAAGAAGCAGGUAUAAAAGUGUUAUUAUGGGAUUGGAUUUCACAACUAUCUGCACUAGGAACAUUUAUCGAGUGAAGUAGGGAAGGAACUGGAGAAGGAGGGCCUUGUUCACACCCACCUGCUUCCAUCAUUCAGAAUUCCCCUCCUUCUCUAACCAUCUCUGAUCAUGGAUGCAGUCCUGUCCUUUAACAAUACUGAUGUAUAAUUUCAGUACAGUGAUAAAUGCUUACCUUGAUCUGCUUAUUAAGGGAGGGUAGCAAGACACUGGAUGCUUGACUCUGACAAGAGCUGUAUGCAUGCACUUCCUUUCCCACAAAUCAUCAGCCCUCCAAGCAAUGAUCUGGUUAUUACUACCCUUAACAGUGUUUCUCAACCUUGGCAGAUUUAAGAUGUGUGGAGUUCAACUCCCAGAAUUGUGGGAGUUGAAGUCCACAUAUUAAAAUUGUUCUGGUUAAGAAACAUUGCCUUAGAAGAUUAUGAAGAGGUCAUAUCUCAUUGUAGCUGCACAGGGGUUCCUGUCCUGAUACAUACUUUUAAAUCUCUUAAAGUUGUAUCUCAACUGCUCUACAUUUCUUAUUUCAACCCAUAAAACAAAAUUUGUGUGAGUGAUGUAUUUAAAAAAGCUGAUUUUGGGUAUCUUAAACAGCUGGAGAUAGAACAAAAUGGAAAAUAUAUGUGUUGAUUUGGCUCUUCCAGAUUAAUUUCUAAAACGAGGAGAAUAAAUAAAAUACAUUGUGCAGUCUUUGUGACUCAGUGCUGAAUCCUAUCUUUACCGUACAAGUUGGGUGGUUAGGCUCAAGGCUUCCACUGCUAACACAUUGCCUUCUGGUCAGAUAAUGCGGUUUAAUGCUAUGAACUGAAAGAAAAAUUGUAUGUAAUACAAGAACAGUAUAUAGAUAGUUUGUCUAGAUAUAGGGGGGAUGAAAUAAAAGGGAGUCAGACUGUUAGAGCACAGUACAAAUUCCACAAGUCCAGCUAGAAGCUACAUCAAAUAAAUUAUCCCUUAAAUUAUGUGGUUUAUAGGGAAGUUUAGCCAUUGCAAGCCAAUUGUAAUGGUAUGUGGGAAUGACCUUGGUAGACAGGGGGAACAGCCACAGCCAGGAAACAGUCAAACAAGAAGCAGCUUAGCCUGCAGAAGCAAUGUGGGCAUGGCAAAUGGCUUAGAAGGGGCCCUCCCUAGUUUCUUGGACCAUAAAGGUGACGGGGGUGAAAUAUACUUUUAGACUUGCAAGAUUGAUGUCAGCCUUGCGAGCACCCCUGGCUGUGGCUCUUCUCUCCCAAGGUCUUUCCCACAUACUGUAACACCAACAGGCUUGUCAAUAAAUUGACUACAGCAAAAUUUUUCUUAAAAGAUCAGUAAAAAUCCAGAGUGCAUCAGUAAAAAUGAAUGGAUAUCAGGGUUCUUUGUAAAGUAUACAUAGAAAUAAAGGCCCUUUUGCACUUAUUUCAUUGUUUGGCAUCUAUAGAUUUCUAGUAAUGGGGUAAAUUUAAAACUAUGUUGGCAAUAUUUAGUAUUUUAGAUUAUUUUGCAAUCAUUAAGCCACUGAGAAAAUUCCAUCGGUAACUAGUGAAAGCAUCUACAUGUUGGGUCAGAAAGAAAGAUGUUUAUAGUGCUAAACUGUAAUUAAUUAAUAGGUAGGAUAUCUUAUUAAUUUCAAGAAAUUAUACCAAAGAGUAUAAUGUGUCAUGCUGAUCGUAUUGGAAAAUGUAUGUAUAGAUUUUAUUUCAGUGCUUUAUCAAAGCAUUUUGCUAACGAACGUGUAAUGGUAUAAUUAGAAACAUUUUAUGUACAUUUGUUUUUGGGAAUUAUAGCUUGCAUAUUGUAAGCAUAGAUUCUUGGUUGCCUUAGGAAGUCCCUUCCCAGUUAUUGUUAAGUUUUCAUUCUACCAACAUAUGACUUGAUCUACUGGCUGCUAUUAUAAAUUAGAUUUUAUGCUGCAGUUUUAAAUAAGAGAAGUAUUUUCUAGUAAUUAUGAUUUCUUAUUCCAAGGAAUUAUAAUUAAUAGAAAAAGCUUAAAAGAGCACUUGAUUAAACAGAUUUCCAGCAUCCUGUGUUGGAGAAAUGUCCUAGCAAUUGUUAUUUUUGUAAUUUUCUAUUAGUGAAUCAUCAAGGUCCAAGCAAUGUAAAUGACACUAUUUACAAUUUACAACUUACUUUAGAUCAUAGCUACCAAAAAUGCAUCUUAUACAUCAGUUUUCAGUUAGUCUUAAUAUCCAAUGUUUUUUCCAGAUUAUACUUGAAAAUUGUAAGUAAUAGGAAGAGCCUGUCUAUGUUUACAAAACAAAUUACUGAAGAUGUCUUUUGGAAAAUUGUGCAGCAGAUGAAUGGCUCAUAAUUUGAUAAUAUAUUAAGACAGCAUCUUCUGUUUCUUGGUACCAAAGAACUAAUAAACUGUAUCAAACAUCUUACAUUCUAUUGCAAUCCUGAUGACUCCCAGAACUCUGGAAUUACACCAUGAAAGCUUGAGAGAGUGGUUUAAGGAUUAUGGUCUUUUACCUCAAUCCUAAAUAUAUUUACCUGGAAGUUCUACUUAUUUAGUGAACAUGACUUAACUAUACGGCUUAGGACUGCACAUUAUAGGGUAUUACAGAACUGUUAUCCACCGUGUCUUGUUUUUCCCCAGUGUAAAUUAAUGGCCAUAAGAAUGGCAUUCAUAGUUUGGCUAAGUUGCCACAACCUGUGUAUGCGCCAGUGGGUACAUCAGAUAUAUUGCACUCUUUUUAUGACAAAGGUGUAUGCAAGUAUUUUACUUAAAUAUAGAUCUCCCUGUUGUAAUAGUAGGCUUGCAAGUAUUCAAAUCUAAAAUGGUAUGAGGAUACUUAGAGGAUACAUAAUGUGAAUGAUGCAUCUGUUCUUUAUGUUGCAGAUAGUAUUCCUAUGCACAGAAAAAGCAUAUUGCCACUAAUAAUUUAAUAAAAUGACUUUUUAAAUGGGCUUUUAUAAAUGAACUAUACAAGACAGAUCACUUUGCCUGAAAUUUUCCUAUUUUUAACUGCACCUUAUAAUAUCUUCAUGUAUAUUUUCCACCAGUGUAAUAAUUUUCAAUCAUGUUUGACUAUUUUGUAUAUCAAAGUACAGAUCAUGUCUUAAUUAUAACUGUUUCAAAAAAAGCGUAAUCUUUAAGCCCUUUUUUGCCAAAUUGGUGAUACAUUAAUGUAUUAUGGCAUAAUCAAUGCAUAAGAAAAUAAAUAACUUGGAAACAGG